GUGAUCCGGACCGACACGUUCAAGCACCUGCGGCACCUGGAGAUCCUGCAGCUGAGCAAGAACCUGGUGCGCAAGAUCGAGGUGGGCGCCUUCAACGGGCUGCCCAGCCUCAACACGCUGGAGCUCUUCGACAACCGGCUGACCACGGUGCCCACGCAGGCCUUCGAGUACCUGUCCAAGCUGCGCGAGCUGUGGCUGCGCAACAACCCCAUCGAGAGCAUCCCCUCGUACGCCUUCAACCGUGUGCCGUCGCUGCGGCGGCUCGACCUGGGGGAGCUCAAGCGGCUCGAGUACAUCUCGGAGGCCGCCUUCGAGGGGCUCGUCAACCUGCGCUACCUCAACCUGGGCAUGUGCAACCUGAAGGACAUCCCCAACCUGACGGCGCUGGUGCGGCUCGAGGAGCUCGAGCUCUCGGGCAACCGGCUCGACCUCAUCCGGCCGGGCUCGUUCCAGGGCCUGACGAGCCUGCGCAAACUGUGGCUCAUGCACGCGCAGGUGGGCACCAUCGAGCGCAACGCCUUCGACGACCUCAAGUCCCUGGAGGAGCUCAACCUGUCCCACAACAACCUCAUGUCGCUGCCGCACGACCUCUUCACGCCGCUGCACCGGCUCGAGCGCGUGCACCUCAACCACAACCCGUGGCACUGCAACUGCGACGUGCUGUGGCUCAGCUGGUGGCUCAAGGAGACGGUGCCCAGCAACACCACGUGCUGCGCGCGCUGCCACGCCCCCGCCGGCCUCAAGGGCCGCUACAUCGGCGAGCUGGACCAGUCGCACUUCACGUGCUACGCGCCCGUCAUCGUGGAGCCCCCGACGGACCUGAACGUCACCGAGGGCAUGGCGGCCGAGCUCAAGUGCCGCACCGGCACCUCCAUGACCUCGGUCAACUGGCUGACGCCCAACGGCACGCUGAUGACCCACGGCUCCUACCGCGUGCGCAUCUCCGUGCUGCACGACGGGACGCUCAACUUCACCAACGUCACGGUGCAGGACACGGGCCAGUACACGUGCAUGGUGACCAACUCGGCCGGCAACACCACGGCCUCGGCCACGCUCAACGUCUCCGCCGUGGACCCCGUGGGGGCGGCCGGGCCCGGCGGCGGGCCCGGGGGCUCCAGCGGGGGCGGCUACACCUACUUCACCACGGUCACCGUGGAGACGCUGGAGACGCAGUCCGGGGACGAGAUCCUGCUGCCCCGCGGGACCGAGAAGGAGCCCCCGGGGCCCACGACGGACGGCGGCUGGGGCGGGGCCCCCCGCGAGCUCGGAGGCCCGGCCGCGUCCUCCACCACGGCCCCGGCGCCCCGCUCCUCGCGGCCCACGGAGAAGGCGUUCACGGUCCCCAUCACGGACGUGACGGAGAACGCGCUCAAGGACCUGGACGACGUCAUGAAGACCACGAAGAUCAUCAUCGGCUGCUUCGUGGCCAUCACCUUCAUGGCCGCCGUGAUGCUCGUGGCCUUCUACAAGCUCCGCAAGCAGCACCAGCUGCACAAGCACCACGGCCCCACCCGCACCGUGGAGAUCAUCAACGUGGAGGACGAGCUGCCCGCCGCCUCGGCCGUGUCCGUGGCCGCGGCCGCCGCCGUGGCCGGAGUGGGCGGGGGCGGGGACAGCCACUUGGCCCUGCCCGCCCUGGAGCGCGACCAUCUCAACCACCACCACUAUGUGGCCGCUGCCUUCAAGGCCCAUUACAGCAGCAACCCGGGGGGCGGGGGCUGCGGGGGCAAGGGCCCCCCCGGGCUCAACUCCAUCCACGAACCUUUGCUCUUCAAGAGUAGCUCCAAGGAGAACGUGCAGGAGACGCAGAUCUGA
Gracilinanus agilis (Agile Gracile Mouse Opossum) is the source of this 1815-nucleotide messenger RNA. It is a transcript of the gene LRRC4B, whose product is annotated as leucine rich repeat containing 4B. Gene Ontology annotation, cellular component: plasma membrane; glutamatergic synapse; postsynaptic density membrane. The annotation marks the transcript as partial. Lineage: Eukaryota; Metazoa; Chordata; Mammalia; Didelphimorphia; Didelphidae. Gene Ontology annotation, molecular function: protein binding. The transcript has a single exon. Gene Ontology annotation, biological process: postsynaptic density protein 95 clustering; modulation of chemical synaptic transmission; excitatory synapse assembly. The record is from RefSeq and is a predicted model, not a curated record.